AUGACAUGGCGCUGCUGCCCGUGGUGUAUGACGGAGGACGAGAAGACGGCGGCCCGGAUCGACCAGGAGAUCACCAAGAUCCUUCUAGAACAGAAGAAACGGGAUCGCGGGGAGCUGAAGCUGCUGUUGCUGGGCCCCGGCGAGAGCGGGAAGAGCACCUUCAUCAAGCAGAUGCGCAUCAUCCACGGGGCGGGCUACUCCGAGGAGGAGCGGCGGGCCUUCCGGCCCCUGGUCUACCAGAACAUCUUCGUGUGCAUGCAGGCCAUGAUCGAGGCCAUGGAGCGGCUGCAGAUCCCUUUCUGCAGGCCCGAGAGCAAGCACCAUGCCAGUCUGGUCAUGAAGCAGGACCCCUACAAAGUGGCCACGUUUGAGAAGCGCCUCUCACUGGCCAUGCAGUGGCUGUGGAGGGACCCCGGCAUCCGCGCCUGCUACGAUCGGCGGCACGAGUUCCACCUGCUCGACUCGGCCAUGUACUACCUGUCCCACCUGGAGCGCAUCGCCGAGGAAGGCUACAUCCCCACCGCGCAGGAUGUGCUCCGCAGCCGCAUGCCCACCACCGGCAUCAACGAGUACUGCUUCUCCGUGCAGAAGACCAACCUGCGGAUCGUGGACGUCGGGGGCCAGAAGUCAGAGCGCAAGAAGUGGAUUCACUGCUUUGAAAACGUGGUCGCACUCAUCUACCUGGCCUCGCUGAGCGAGUACGACCAGUGCCUGGAGGAGAACAACCAGGAGAACCGCAUGAAGGAGAGCCUGGCCCUGUUUGGCACCAUCCUGGAACUGCCCUGGUUCAAGAGCACAUCCGUCAUCCUCUUCCUCAACAAAACCGACAUCCUGGAGGAGAAGAUCCCCACCUCCCACCUGGCCACCUACUUCCCCAGUUUCCAGGGCCCCAAACAGGAUGCUGAGGCAGCCAAGAGGUUCAUCCUAGACAUGUAUACGGGCAUGUACUCGGGCUGUGACGAGGAUGCCAAGGGCAGCAAGAAGACCCCGCGCUCCCGCCGCCUCUUCAGCCACUACACGUGCGCCACGGACACGCAGAACAUCAAAAAGGUCUUCAAGGACGUGCGGGACUCCGUGCUCGCCCGCUACCUGGACGAGAUAAACCUGCUGUAACCCAGGACCC
Orycteropus afer afer is the source of this 1123-nucleotide messenger RNA. RefSeq names its product G protein subunit alpha 15 (gene GNA15). The record is from RefSeq and is a predicted model, not a curated record. Gene Ontology annotation, molecular function: guanyl nucleotide binding; GTPase activity; G-protein beta/gamma-subunit complex binding. NCBI's taxonomy places the organism in Eukaryota, Metazoa, Chordata, Mammalia, Tubulidentata, Orycteropodidae. Gene Ontology annotation, cellular component: heterotrimeric G-protein complex. Gene Ontology annotation, biological process: adenylate cyclase-modulating G protein-coupled receptor signaling pathway; phospholipase C-activating dopamine receptor signaling pathway; action potential.